UUCAAUCUUUACGUUUGCCGAUUCUGCCAUUGAAUAUGGUUUUAUUUACUAGUAUAUCUGUGUUGUGUUGUGUUCAUUUAUGUUUGCAUCGGAAGCCCUGCUGGAUUCAGCGACAGACACGAGCUCCGAGCACAUGUCACUAUUGCAGCUGGUGUCGCAAGAGCAGUCAAUGAGGCUUGAACUUGAAUCGCAAGUUCAUAAGCUUCAAAGUCAGAUCCAAACUCUACAGUCACAGCUGAACAACAUCACAGUUGCAGCGGCCAAAAAUCAACAACAGGUUGCCUUUUCUGGAAGAUUGCAAAACAAUCUACCGUUGUCUGGCAGCACAGCAAUUGUAAAAUUUGAAAACGUCAUCACAAAUAUUGGCAACGCAUACAGCCAGACCACCGGAAUAUUCCAUUGUCCGAUAAGUGGACUGUACCUGUUCACCGGAAACAUCCUGUCUGAUGCCGUUGGAUUUAUAUCAAUGGGCAUUUAUCAAAAUGGAAGACUUAUUGCGAGGCCCUAUACAGGUGCUGGGGUACACGAGCAUGAAAGUGGAUCAGACACGGUUGUAGUUCAUGCGAAUGUAGGAGAUGAAAUCUAUGCAAAGGACUUGGGCGGGUCGUCAGUUUACCUAGAUCAAUAUUCAUUAUUUACCGGAGUUCUUUUAAAAGCAGAUGAGUAAAGAGCAAAAAUACGCUUGAUUUCGUUGGAACAUAAAACGUCUUCGUAAAGUGUUGCAGUG
Mercenaria mercenaria is the source of this 727-nucleotide messenger RNA. Its product is annotated as complement C1q-like protein 2. The transcript is spliced from 2 exons. NCBI's taxonomy places the organism in Eukaryota, Metazoa, Mollusca, Bivalvia, Venerida, Veneridae. Gene Ontology annotation, molecular function: protein binding. The record is from RefSeq and is a predicted model, not a curated record. Bases 80 to 667 code for a protein of 195 amino acids.